UACUCCACCGAAGAAGAUUUGGUGCGAUAUCUCUUCACACAGAACGUCUUUGACCAAGCCAUCAACAACGAAUGCUUUGGGGAGAAGUGAUAUCAGUGACCGCUAGCUGCAUGUUAGCGAGAUAGAGAAGAGAUAGGAAGGGUAAUAUCUGAAGGGGGUAGUGAACGGGGAUUUGGGCUCUUUUCAUAUUUGGCUGUAACAUAUCUAGCUAUAUAGAUCCAAAAUAACGAUUGUAGCUAGCUACGACGAAUACGAGGGGAACACCACUCAACAGCAGUGUAGCUAGCUAGCGUUACCACCAUCUCCCGCAGUUUAAGCGACCACUGUGUCUUCCAUACGAUGGGAAACACUGCUACCGCCAAGAAAGGCAACGAGCUUGAGAGCGUGAAAGAGUUUCUAGCCAAAGCCAAAGAAGACUUCUUACGGAAAUGGGAAUGUCCACCACAGAGCACGACGGGCCUAGAUGACUUUGACAGGCUAAAGACCCUGGGUACAGGCUCGUUCGGGAGAGUCAUGCUGGUCAAACAUAAAGGAACAGAGCAGUUCUUCGCCAUGAAAAUACUGGACAAGCAAAAGGUGGUGAAACUCAAGCAAAUAGAACACACGCUAAACGAGAAGAGAAUAUUGCAGGCUGUGUCUUUUCCCUUCCUCGUCAGACUUGACUAUGCCUUCAAGGACAACUCCAAUUUGUACAUGGUGAUGGAGUACGUUCCAGGGGGAGAGAUGUUCUCACAUCUAAGACGAAUCGGAAGGUUCAGUGAACCGCACGCACGGUUUUACGCAGCCCAGAUAGUACUGACGUUUGAGUACCUUCAUUCACUUGACCUUAUCUACAGAGAUCUGAAGCCUGAGAACCUUCUAAUUGAUCACCACGGCUACAUCCAGGUGACCGACUUUGGAUUCGCCAAGAGGGUAAAAGGCAGAACCUGGACGUUGUGUGGAACUCCAGAGUACCUGGCGCCCGAGAUCAUCCUCAGCAAGGGCUACAACAAAGCAGUGGAUUGGUGGGCCCUCGGGGUCCUUAUAUAUGAGAUGGCUGCUGGAUACCCUCCCUUCUUCGCUGACCAGCCCAUUCAGAUCUACGAGAAGAUUGUGUCUGGAAAGGUCCGCUUCCCAUCCCACUUCAGCUCUGACCUGAAGGACCUGCUGAGGAACCUGCUGCAGGUGGACCUGACCAAACGCUACGGCAACCUGAAGAACGGUGUAAACGACAUCAAGGGACACAAGUGGUUCGCCACAACGGACUGGAUCGCCAUCUACGAGAGGAAGGUGGAAGCCCCGUUCAUACCAAAGUGUCGAGGCGCUGGAGACACAAGCAACUUCGACGACUAUGAGGAGGAGGAGAUCCGCGUCUCCGUAACGGAAAAAUGCGCAAAGGAGUUUUCCGAGUUUUAGCUCGUGUGAACGUGGAUAUAUCAGGGCUAAAACACACAUGAAAAAUAAGGGGAUCUUUGCACUCUUCUAAAGACUUGGGGUUGGAGCAGAGACCGUUGUUCAACUAUUACUAAGUAGUUCCUUCAUUCCACGAGGCUGAAUGAGGUCGCCAUGAUCCUUGGGUGCCGAUGAUAACACCUUCACUGUCACACACACUUGCAUAUUAAAGCAAACACUUCACCUUAAAAAAAAAAAAAAAAAAAACUCUUCCCACUCUGUUUUUGAACUUUGUAGCAGUUGUUGUUGUCAUGGAUGUUGUGCUCCCCUUUACAGCUGUGAUAUUUUUCGUUUUAGGAGGAAAACCAGAAACAGAGUUACUAUAUGAGACAAAGGCCAAUUGAAUAUUAUAAGUCCACGCAGUGUAACUUCAAACCGAUUUUGCCUGUGGCAGUAUCGCACAUGAUUGUGUGGUUUUGUAGGGCAUUGCCUCUAGUUGUCAAAAGUUUAUAUUCUUGGUCUGUUACAAGUCUGGGAUGGUUUUCAAGAAAAACAUAUUCUCACCUUGGACUAGGACAAUGUUUUGGCCAUAUUUCAGAAAUAGUAUUUGUCCUGUGUAUAAUGUUUGUCACUCUAAGACAUUUUAAACACCCUUGAGUGUUAAGAGCAUGACCAAAAUACAACUAAUUGGGUGACCGAGGAAGAGAGGUCCCUUCCUUUCUUUACCUUUUGCCUUAGAGAGCCAAUUCCAACACCCCACAAAGUGCCCAUUCUCUGGCCCAUUGGUAUUCUGGCCCUGUAAACAGGGAAGUCAUUACAGAGAAUGGUGAACCCAAUUACAAACAGAAAUUAACAAAACAGUGAUUUGUUGUUUCUGUUUGUGCCAGAGAAAGUCUAGAAUUUGUAAUCUCUCCUUUUAAUUUACCAUAUUUUAAUCCAUGGAUUAAAACUGAAGGCUUUUUAGUCCCUAAAAUGUAAGAUCCGCUAAUAAAAAAGGACCCUUUUUAAAAAUGAAUUUGUGGAGCUCCAAAUGCGUUAAAUGUACUCUUUAAAAUGAUCAGUUCAGUGUGUAUAGUGUUGUGGCUUUUGCCUCAACAUUGUUAGUGGAACCAGUACACACUUCAUAACAAUAUAUUGAUGCUAAAACAUUUGAAAAAGCUUCUCAGAAGGAUCACAAUACAAUUUGUUUUCCAUGUUUUUCCCCUAUUGCUGUUCUUGACCUCUCUCCUUUCCUUGUUUGUUUCAUUCUUAUGACAGAAUGUAGAGUUGCAACUUAUAGGUAUGCAUAUUGUUUAAAUUGCUUGAUUUCAAGGUACAUGUUUUUUUUCUCACAGACAUACUGGCAAAAAAACUAAAAACAAGACUGCUCCUUUGUAUCACAUAAUCCAGUCAUUGUUCAGCUCAUUACAUUAUACGUACAGUAUAUGCAUUGUUUCAUAUGUUUUUAUUUAUACACAUUAGAGAUGCUAAUAAAUUUUAUUUUUAAAAGUGUCAAAGUUUGGAAUGUUUUUUGUAAUCUUGUGGUGUACAUAACGGCAUACUGCUCUAGGAGUGUUCAUAUGUGGGUCUUAUUUCUGUCAAACUUUAUAAAUCAGGACAACAUCCAAGAGGCUACAUCACACAUCAUGACUGAAAUGUUCAUGUAUUUUUUUUAAAUUACUACUACAUUUACCAAAUAUUAACUAUCCUAGCUGUAUUGGAUCAUUUAUGCGUAUGCCCACUUAGUUAAAUUCAUACUGUCAUUUUCCAGCAAUAUUAGAUUUGGCAUAACAAUAGCAAUCAUUUCAAAGAGUUUGGCAAUAAAUGAAAGUAAUUCA
Messenger RNA from Oncorhynchus mykiss (rainbow trout), 3188 nucleotides. RefSeq names its product testis catalytic subunit of cyclic adenosine 3', 5'-monophosphate dependent protein kinase. Gene Ontology annotation, biological process: protein phosphorylation. Lineage: Eukaryota; Metazoa; Chordata; Actinopteri; Salmoniformes; Salmonidae. Gene Ontology annotation, cellular component: cytosol; nucleus; cAMP-dependent protein kinase complex. Gene Ontology annotation, molecular function: ATP binding; cAMP-dependent protein kinase activity. The record is from RefSeq and is a predicted model, not a curated record.